CCUCCAUCUACUGAAGCUCUCAUCCUCUUAACUCUUAAGCUUCCAAAAUGUGGCAGCAUGUUUCUCUGCUUACAAAUGCCACAACAUAUCCGCUACAAAAUCUGAGGGAGGUCGCCGUCAAGCCUUUACAUUGGCGUCUCUGCUUUUCCCUCACUCUCUGCUAGGGUUCAGAGUCGCCGCUGCUUUCUUCUUCUACAUCGGAUGGAUCAUUCGCUCGCUCACUGAGUCAACUCUCCAAAUCGCAUUAAGGCCUCCAUCUUCGUCGCCUCUCCAACGGUUCAUCAUCCAUCAUUUUCUGUCUUGAGGGUUUUCAUUGAUCUGUCUGCGCCAUCAUUUUCUGGCCCAAGCUCAAUAUAAUUUCUUUAGUUUCUAAAAAGUGACAGUAACUUCACAGAGAGAGGGAGAGAGAGAGAGGAGAGAGGAGGGGUAGGAAAUGAAUAAAGGUGGAGCAGGAGGAGUCGGCGGCUUGGGAAGUGGGGGUGGUGGUGGCGGAAGUGGGCCCACCGCAGCGGCAGCGGCAUCCGCAGCUCAGAAGCAGAAGAUGUUGCUGCAGAGAGUCGAAAACGACAUUGGCAGCAUCGUGGACAACUUCAGCCACCUCGUCAAUGUCUCCCGGGUGAAUGAUCCACCAGUCAGAAAUUCACAAGAAUCUCUCAUGAUGGAGAUGCGUGCAGCUAGAAUGGUUCAAGCAUCUGACUCUCUACUUAAGUUAGUGUCGGAGCUUAAGCAAACAGCAAUCUUUUCUGGAUUUGCAUCCCUUAAUGACCAUGUGGAUCAAAGAACAGCUGAGUUUAACCAGCAGGCAGAGAAGACAGACCGCAUGUUGGCUAGAAUUGGAGAGGAGGCAGCUGCCAGUCUCAAGGAGCUUGAAUCGCAUUAUUACUCUUCCGUGGACAGGACAAGUCAAACCCUGCAGCUGUGAAUUGGGGAUUUAAAAUGAGCAGAAAAAGAGCUGCCGUUGCUCGUUUCUUUGAAGACUACUCACUCCCUUUUCUUACUUUUUUUUUUUUUUUUUGGAAGGGCACUCCCUUUUCUUACUUAUACCUCUUUUUGGUGCCAUAACUGGGACUUAUAGUUUCUGUUAUGUAUGAAGGACAAUGCCCUGAAGAUUGGAUGUUUGUGCGUUUGAACAUAUGGACAGGAAAAAUGUUGUGCUAAAAAUUUCCACUUCCAAAUGCACAAAAUGUUGUGGAGUUUCAUGAUCACUACAAGAAAGAUAUGGAUAGAUUUACAAGAAA
Messenger RNA from Alnus glutinosa, 1238 nucleotides. RefSeq names its product mediator of RNA polymerase II transcription subunit 22b-like. The transcript is spliced from 4 exons. Gene Ontology annotation, biological process: regulation of transcription by RNA polymerase II. The record is from RefSeq and is a predicted model, not a curated record. Gene Ontology annotation, cellular component: mediator complex. NCBI's taxonomy places the organism in Eukaryota, Viridiplantae, Streptophyta, Magnoliopsida, Fagales, Betulaceae. The coding region runs from base 434 to 922 and encodes 162 amino acids. Gene Ontology annotation, molecular function: transcription coregulator activity.